Theobroma umbraticum is the source of this 1277-nucleotide messenger RNA. Its product is annotated as NADPH-dependent aldo-keto reductase, chloroplastic-like. Gene Ontology annotation, molecular function: oxidoreductase activity. The record is from RefSeq and is a predicted model, not a curated record. Lineage: Eukaryota; Viridiplantae; Streptophyta; Magnoliopsida; Malvales; Malvaceae.
CUUUUGGCUGCUGUCUCCUGUCCGCAUAAAAAAGACUCCCUUUGGUCCUAACACUCGGGCGCAAAAAUGGCUCAGGCAAUGAGAUUUUUUGAGCUCAACACUGGGGCUAAGAUUCCCUCAGUUGGUCUAGGAACAUGGCAGGCUGCUCCUGGCGUCGUUGGCGAUGCCGUCGCCACUGCUAUUAAGCUUGGGUACAGGCAUAUUGAUUGUGCUCAAGUCUACGGCAACGAGAAAGAGAUUGGUUCUGUUCUGAAGAAGCUGUUUGAAGAUGGUGUGGUGAAGCGUGAAGAUCUUUGGAUCACCUCCAAACUCUGGAACACUAAUCAUGCACUGGAAGAUGUACAAGAGGCAAUGGAUUCUACCUUGCAAGACUUACAUCUGAACUAUCUAGAUCUCUAUCUAAUUCAUUGGCCCGUCAGCAUGAAAAAGGGAGCAGUCGGCUUUAAUCGUGAGGACCUAACCCAACCUGACAUACCAGUUACGUGGAGAGCGAUGGAGGCACUCUAUGAUUCUGGCAAGGCUCGAGCCAUUGGAGUAAGCAAUUUCUCUACGAAGAAGCUCGGAGAUCUGCUGGAGGUGGCUCGCGUUCCUCCUGCUGUAGUCCAAGUGGAAUGCCAUCCCGUGUGGCAGCAGCCUAAGCUCCAUGCAUUAUGUAAAUCUAAGGGAAUUCAUUUAACUGGGUUUUCACCAUUGGGUUCCCCAGGCACAGGAAUCGUCAAGAUUGAGGUCCUGAAGGACCCAGUUCUGAAUAUGGUUGCAGAGAAACUGGGCAAGUCUCCUGCUCAGAUUGCUCUCCGUUGGGGGCUGCAAAUGGGUCACAGUGUUUUGCCCAAGAGUACAAAUGAAGUGAGGAUCAGACAAAAUUUCGAUGUUUUUGAUUUCUCCAUACCAGAAGACCUGUUUGUCAAGUUUUCUGAGAUUGAGCAGGAGAGGCUGAUCAAAGCCACUGUAUUCGCACACGAAACAUUCGGUGCAUAUAGGACCGUUGAAGAACUAUGGGACGGUGAGAUCUGAAGAAAAUGCCAAGCAGAUUCCCGCUGCUGGCCUGCUUAACUACACUAGUACUACAAUAAGUGAAGAAGCUACUUGCAGUAUGUGAUCUUGGUUGUAGUUUCUCUUGGUUCCAAGCAACAGCUCCAUGGCAUUUCCCAAUGUAGCAAUGUUAUUUACUCAUCAAAAUUGAAUGUAAAACACUGUGUUCCAGGCCAAAACAUGAGUCAAAGAGCUGUAGAAAAAGGGUGCUUAAUUUUCUUACCAAAACUUGGAUGAUUGGGUCA